AUGGCUGGAUGGGAUUGGCUUUAUGGGUUGCGGAAGAGAAAUUCUGACAUAUCGCUUAGACAGCCGGAAGCUACGUCAGUAGCCCGAGCCUCAGCGUUUAACAGAGUUAAAGUAAAAAAGUUCUUCGACAUUUUAGAAAAUAUAAUAAGGAAUAAUGAAAUUCCACCAGAAAGGAUAUAUAAUAUAGAUGAGUCAGGACUAUCAACGGUACAAAGACCAUCUAAAAUUUUUGCCACGAAAGGACGGAAACAGGUUGGAACAAUCACCAGUGCUGAGCGUGGUGCUCAUACAACUGUUGUGUGUUGUAUGAACACAAUAGGCUCAUUCGUUUCCCCCGCAAUAAUAUUUGCAAGAAAAAAUUCAAAGCCAGAUUUGACGGAUGAUGUACCCAUCCGGACUCUUCAACUAUAUCAAGAAUGCGGCUGGAUGACUGGAAUUUUAUUUGAAAAAUGGUUAUCGCACUUCGUAAAAUAUUCCAAUGCAUCCGUAGAUAGAAAAGUUCUGCUAAUCCUUGAUGGUCAUUCUAGCCAUAAAUAUCUACCAGCUCUAGAAUAUGCGAAGAGACAUGGUGUUGUUUUGCUAUGCACACUACCUCACUGUACUCACCGUAUCCAGCCUUUAGACGUAAGUUUUUUUGGUCCUUUAUCAAACUACUAUAAUCAAGCAAUUACCAAAUGUAUGAAGGCAAAUCCGGCCAGAACAGUGACGGCGUUUCAAGUUGGUCAACUAUUUUCGGAAGCCUAUGAAAAAGCGGCUGUUAUGGGCAAUGCAGUUAGUGGCUUUAAAACCACCGGCAUUUACCCUCCAAAUCCAGACAUUUUUCGGGAAUGGAUGUUUUCUCCUUCUGAUAUUACGAACCUGGUCUUAGAAGAACCAUCAGAUUAA
Messenger RNA from Sitophilus oryzae (rice weevil), 885 nucleotides. RefSeq names its product jerky protein homolog-like. The record is from RefSeq and is a predicted model, not a curated record. Gene Ontology annotation, cellular component: nucleus. Gene Ontology annotation, molecular function: DNA binding. The transcript has a single exon. Lineage: Eukaryota; Metazoa; Arthropoda; Insecta; Coleoptera; Curculionidae. Bases 1 to 885 code for a protein of 294 amino acids.